This is a messenger RNA of Paraphaeosphaeria sporulosa, 414 nucleotides long. RefSeq lists its product as uncharacterized. The transcript is spliced from 2 exons. Lineage: Eukaryota; Fungi; Ascomycota; Dothideomycetes; Pleosporales; Didymosphaeriaceae. The coding region runs from base 1 to 414 and encodes 137 amino acids. The record is from RefSeq and is a predicted model, not a curated record.
AUGCCCAAGGUCCGCCUCACCAAGAAGCGCAGACCCAGCAACGCAAUCGAGACCGAUGGUACCGCCAUCGCAAAAGCACAGUUCCACAUCUCUCUAUCUACGAACGAAAUGACGCAGAUCCAGCUAGAUCUGACCAGUGCCGCAGACAAUAAGGCUUUCCUGAAAGCCCUGACUGAACAGAUGGACAACAUAAUCCAAUACGCGCAGCCGUUAGACAAACCCGCACUGACAGAUCUUUAUAUCGUAUUGGAGCUAGACGGUAAGAAGGACGGGGAACGCUGCUGGCGAAUGAAGAUAUCGGGCGAUGGAGAUUACAAGAAGGUUGAUCCCGCUGUGGAGGGUGCAGUGGGCCCUCUGGAGGCGCUGGAGAUGCUGGUGCGGAACCUGGAGAAGAAGCAACAGGAAUCUGUGUGA